Kuraishia capsulata CBS 1993 is the source of this 1830-nucleotide messenger RNA. RefSeq lists its product as uncharacterized. Bases 1 to 1830 code for a protein of 609 amino acids. Gene Ontology annotation, molecular function: RNA polymerase II cis-regulatory region sequence-specific DNA binding; DNA-binding transcription factor activity, RNA polymerase II-specific. Gene Ontology annotation, cellular component: transcription regulator complex. The record is from RefSeq and is a predicted model, not a curated record. The transcript has a single exon. Gene Ontology annotation, biological process: regulation of transcription by RNA polymerase II. NCBI's taxonomy places the organism in Eukaryota, Fungi, Ascomycota, Pichiomycetes, Pichiales, Pichiaceae.
AUGAUGGAGAGAUCAAGCACACCAGAGCCCGUCAAUCUGACCCCUCCAUCGACAGAACUACGCGGUAUGGGAUCCCAGGUCAUAGUGGAUGUAUCGUUGGAUGCCAAUGGACAACAGGUAUACUCCGUACACGACAUAAGUGCCUUGGGCCCAAGAAACGGCCAAGCACUGAAUCAGACGCCCACGCAGCGCACUGUUGCAGACACCGGGAUCGUGAGCCCCGAGAGUAUCCAGCGGAAACGUUCGGUUGAUUCCUCUAUGCAGAUAAAUGAAUCCAAACGCAUCAAGGUGAAGCAUGAAGACUCUCAAGAUGCUUUGGAAGUUGGUGAGGAUGAGGACGGCGGAGAUGAAGACGCUGAGCAGAUCUGGUCGCAGGACGUCCAGGAUGCGUUCGUCGAGGCGCUUGGAAUCAUCCCCAAGAAAGGACUUAACAAAAUCAAAGUGAGCGGUCGGUCUUGUGGUCGUAAUGAGCUUAUUAGUGAUUUUAUUCGCACCAAAACAGGCAAGGUGCGCACGCGCAAACAAGUUUCAUCCCACAUCCAAGUCAUCAAGAAUCUGAACAAGGACGACGAAAUAAUCGAUCUAAUCAAAAACGGGCCAAGCAAUACACGUGCCGCUCGCCGUUUUGAUGAUGUUUUCAGUUCAAUCACGUUUGCAAAGUCCCUUGGUAACGAUUUGGGAAAUGUCCAGACAGCCAAGAUGAUCCAGGAAAGUCCGGUUAAAGCUGCUCCAAAGGAUGACUCUGUUGAUUCUGGUGUUGUUGCUGAAUAUUUGCCACAGCCCGAAUCCCACCCUGAUCUUUCCCACUUAGACAUGUUACUUCUAGGGUUUGAAAUGUCGUACCAGAACGGAGCCCGUUCCCAUGUGUUCUCCAUGUUGAGACAGUCUGAUUUCCUCGACCCUCCUCUUCGAAUCAAGGAGAACGCUAACAUUACCAAGCGAUUCCCGGACUUGUACGGGCUAGUGGGCUCUAUUUCCUCUUGCGUUGGCAAGACUGGAUCGAGACCAGAUGUUCCACCUGUUCCCAUCAUCCAUGGAAUGGUGGCAUUGAAUGCGCCUCCUCUUUCCGAGGAUCUCGUUAGCGGCAAAUACUCUGUGGCCUCUGAUGUAUCGAUGACUGGAAUUGCUGAUUCAGACAGAUGUUGGUGUGUGUAUACCACAGUGUAUUCCUUUGGAAGGCAGGUGGUGGCCACUUUCGAGAAGUUGGACCCGCACUUUGACGGAAACCAGGUGGAAUUCAAGAUCCGUUUGGCCAAUGACUACUGGAAUGCGCUGUUUGAAGGAAUUGGUUCGCUGGUCGAAGAAACCCUUCGGCGCGGGGAAACAGUCCAGCCAUUGGAUCAGUUGGUGGCUAGUGCUGUUCGUGGAAUCACCGUUCAACAGUGUGUGUUCAUAGCGGAUUCGCACGACAUGAAACGCGAUAUCAAGCGAGUGAACCUCAGUCUUAGUGAUAUUGACCGCCACAAGGUGAGGGCAAUUUUGCUAUGGGAGUUUUCCAGAGUCGAUCCUUUCGACAAUGCCCAGCAGCCCGUCACCACCAUGCGGCGCAUCUACCCUCCUAGGUUCCUGUGUGAAAAAUCACCCGUUUCCCUCAAGUCGGAGCCUAAGACGCAGUCCAUUGAAUUUCUUCAUCAAGCGCAAACUCAUGGACAUCUUCAACAUCCUGGACUGCCAACCAUUACGCCGUCCACAAUAUCCAUGCCUGGUACACCCAUCAUGCAUGGUGUCCAGCAGUUUGCUGCGGACGGGGAUUUGCCAGGUGCUGGCGGAUGCAUGGUUCAGAUAAAGUCUGAGGAUGAAGUUGGGAAGCUUGAGGAUUACUUCUGGUGA